Molecule: messenger RNA, 2066 nt
Organism: Saccostrea cuccullata (small rock oyster)
Lineage: Eukaryota; Metazoa; Mollusca; Bivalvia; Ostreida; Ostreidae
Product: proton-coupled zinc antiporter SLC30A2-like
Exons: 9
Coding region: 126-1376 (416 amino acids)
Biological process (GO): response to zinc ion; zinc ion transmembrane transport
Cellular component (GO): plasma membrane
Molecular function (GO): zinc ion transmembrane transporter activity
Source: RefSeq, a predicted model, not a curated record
UCCUUUGGAAUAAUUAUAUCUUAAUAUCGGGUGAAAAGAGAAACACUGAGAUGAUUUCAUUUUUAUAUUCUAUGAAAUUGGCGGACAUUAUAUAGGCAUAUUCCAUCCGAACACAGUGCCCAAAUAUGACCAAAACGAACUCAGCGGACAGCAUUACCAUGAGCUUAAGAAAGGAGUCAACUGAAGGCGGAGAUGAAAAUAAGGAUGACACCUUAACCCAUUGUCACACAGAGAAGAAUCAGGAUAUUUUUGACAAGAAGGCCCGGAGACAGCUUAUCAUCGCCAGUAUCUUCUGUUCCAUCUUUAUGAUUGGGGAAGCUGUUGGCGGCGCGUUAGCUGGGAGUCUUGCUAUUAUGUCGGAUGCUGCGCAUCUAUUGACAGAUUUCGCUAGUUUUGGUAUAAGUUUAGUUGCAAUGCAUUUAACAAUAAAAAGGAGGACAAAGAAAUUAAGUUUUGGAUGGUACAGGGCAGAAAUCAUUGGUGCCUUGCUGUCCAUUUUGUUUCUAUGGGUACUGACAGGUGUCCUGGUCUACCUCGGGGUGGAAAGAAUUUUAAAUCCAGACUACACCAUCGACCCCCUCAUUAUGUUAAUCACGGCCUCAGCUGGCGUGGUCAUCAAUGUUAUCAUGGGUACCACACUCCAUCAGGGGUCGGGCCAUAACCAUUCCCACGGUGGCGGUGGUUCCGGGUACAGCCCCACAGACAGUGGCAACCAGAGUCACGAGGAAGACAAUUCGCAGGAAAAUAACACUAGUCACCUUCUGGACGAUAAACAGAAACUGGUGGAGUACGGUUCGAUAUCCAAUCAAAACGUCCACGACGUCGAGAAAAAUCAAAAUGGCCGCGAUGUCGAGAAAGAUGACCAUGCACAUGGCCACUCACAUAAGAAAGAGAAGAAUAUCAAUGUCCGCGCAGCAUUUAUUCAUGUACUGGGUGACUUAGUACAGAGUUUGGGUGUGCUGGUUGCUGCUGUUAUCAUUUGGUUUAAGCCGGAGUGGAAAAUUGCGGAUCCCAUCUGCACUUUUCUCUUCUCAAUCCUCGUUGUUUUCACCACUAUGCAUAUUGUCAAAGACAUUGUCAUUGUCCUGAUGGAAGGUGCCCCUCGCACGGUGAAAUUUGUGGACGUGACCCAGAGUCUCCUUGAGAUUGACGGGGUGAGGGAGGUUCACGACUUGAGAAUGUGGUCCCUCUCUAUGAACAAAAUCGCCAUAGCCGUACAUCUAGCUGUUGAGAAAGACAAGGACCCAAUGCACGUACUUAGAGUGAGCACACGCCUCGUGAGGAAAAAGUUCGGCAUCUCCGAGAGUGUGAUUCAGAUAGAGGAAUACCAUCCAGCCAUGUCCGAGUGCCACGAAUGUCGAGAUCCGCCCGACUAACAAACAUGCAGCCGGGGAGCGGAUCCUAUGAGGGUGUUCUUCCUAGGCAUUAGGAAUCUUAUAGUGAUUGAAAAUGUUGCUGGAUGCAUUGUUAGGAUAAAUACGAUAUAUAAUUAGAGAAAUAAGUGUGGAGCUGGAUGGCUUACAAGUCAUUUCUUUAUGUCACAUGUAAUAAUGAAAGAGGCCAAUAUGCUCAAAUGCUAUAGUAUAUUUAUCUUUGCGCAAUUAGAUUUGUAUAAAAAGUAGAUUGUGUCUAGUGUACAUGUAUUUGAAAAAAAAUCAUUUAAAUCUUGCCUGAAUUACUCAGUUUAAUUGCAUUAAAAUUGUUUAUUGUAGCAAAUUCAUCAUGAAGUCUUUAAGACUAUAUUUCAGAUGGAAUUAAAUACUACAUGUGGCCAUGGGCAUUUCAUUUUGUGUAUAUUCUUCAUCUGAACAAUGUACAUUCACUUGUAUUUCAUAUUUUGAUUGUAUAUAAAUAUGAUUUGUGCAUACAUUUCUUGGUGUGAUAAUUGGUUAACACUACGAAUUGUUGUUCUAAAUAGUGUGUCAUGACAGUAAAAAGUUUUUGAAAAUCUAUUUUAUAACAUCUUUAAGGAUUCAAGUUUCCUAUGUCAAUUUUUUAAUUAGGGGAAUGUUAUUCUUUAUGUGUAGUAUGAAAUAUAAAUAGUGAAUAAAGUUCAUCACAAUUUG